Molecule: messenger RNA, 2008 nt
Organism: Salvia miltiorrhiza (redroot sage)
Lineage: Eukaryota; Viridiplantae; Streptophyta; Magnoliopsida; Lamiales; Lamiaceae
Exons: 8
Coding region: 47-1555 (502 amino acids)
Biological process (GO): rRNA base methylation
Cellular component (GO): nucleus
Molecular function (GO): 23S rRNA (adenine(1618)-N(6))-methyltransferase activity
Source: RefSeq, a predicted model, not a curated record
AGUUUUAAUCAUGCUUCCAUUAAAAAUCGAAAUGAUGUGAAAUCAGAUGGUCGUUUGGCGGCGGCGGAUGGCGGGAAAGAGGAAGAGGAAGAGCGGCGGCGAGCGGCGAGCGAUCCACCACCGAAAUAAGUACGCAGAUAAUCCGCCGGAUUUCGCGCUGCUGGCGUCGUUAUACCCGAGUUUUGAGCCCUAUGUUUUCUACUCGCGCGACGGCCGCCCUAGAAUUGAUUGGACGGAUUUCAAUGCUACCCGCGAGUUGACUCGGGUGUUGUUGCUCCACGAUCAUGGCGUUAAUUGGUGGAUUCCUGAUGGGCAGCUCUGUCCUACAGUGCCCAACAGAUUAAAUUACAUCCAUUGGAUAGAAGAUCUUCUUGCCUUGGAUAUCCUUCCUGCCACUAGAGCCGAGAGCGAUAUCACAAAAGGUUUUGAUAUUGGUACCGGAGCAAAUUGUAUUUAUCCCCUUCUUGGUGCAUCUGUUCUUGGCUGGAAGUUCGUUGGUUCAGAUAUUACUGAUAUAGCAAUAGAGUGGGCAAAUAAAAAUGUUGAGAGCAAUCCUCAUUUAUCCCACUUGAUUGAUAUCAGAAGGGCUGGCAUGGGGGAUGAAAGGAGUCGCGUGGGAGAAUCACAAAAUCAUCCGAUUUGUAGCAGUGAAGGUGGUGGUGUUCACUUGGGCAAUCCAGAGGCUGAAAAUGUUGGCUCUCUGGCAUUAUCUGUUCUUGAAACUCAGUCGAAUGCAAAGGAUUGUGAUGGGCCACCUGUACUUCUAGUCGUCGUGAAGGAUGGUGAGAAUUUUGACUUCUGUAUGUGCAAUCCCCCAUUCUUUGAGACAAUAGAGGAAGCAGGUAUGAAUCCAAAGACUUCUUGUGGAGGCACCCCAGAGGAGAUGGUCUGUUCUGGUGGUGAACACACCUUUAUUACUCGCAUCAUCGAAGAUAGUGUUAUGCUCAAGGACACAUUUAGAUGGUACUCUUCCAUGGUAGGAAGAAAACUGAACCUAAAUAUUCUUGUAUCCAAGCUCUGGAAAGUCGGAGCGACUGUGGUGAAGACAACAGAAUUUGUCCAGGGCAGGACAUCAAGAUGGGGUCUUGCAUGGUCCUUUUUGCCGGUUUCAAGAAAGAUAUCGUCUCAUAACGUUGAGGAGAACAAUAUGUCUUUCAUGCUGGAGGGCCUUCAACAUCGGCAUGGCGCCUUUCACGUGUUACAGUCUGUGGAAUCCUACCUCUCCAGUAAUGGUGCAUCCAGUAAACUAGAUGCUGCUGCUUUUAAUGUCGACAUUACUGUUUCAAGGAAUCAAAUUGAUGCAAUUCUCAAAAGUGAGACAUGUGACCUAUCCAAUUCUUCAAAUGAUUACCAUAGUCACGAGGAUAGCUUGUGCUUUCGCAUUACGGUCUUCCAGCAACAUCCGGGAGCACUCUUGGUCCGAGGAAAAUUGCUUGAAAGAUCAACCUCCAUCUCGGGUAUGUUUUCUUUAAUUUUUCGUCAUCUUGAAGAAGUUCUGGCCAAGAAGUUCUGUCCCGGAAGAGUAUUGGUGAAUCAGCCCAGUCCUAAAGAGUGAAAACCCGGCUUGGCUACGAUCUUCAUCUAAGGGACAUUUGUCGAAAACGCUCAAAACUGUGAGUUUCCUCAACAAGAACUAUGCAAUUAGUUUUGCCGCUUGAGCUGAAAUAAUGUGAGCAGAAAUGUUUAAAGACACAGUUGAACCUGACUGCAAUGUGUUUCCUCAACCGAGUCACGUUUAUGCCGUGCUUCUCAGAUCAUGGAGUCAGGCAAACCUGACAAUAGAGGAAGAAAGAUGCGAGUUCUGAAACGCGUGAAAAGCGUGCUUUAAUUGUAUGUAUUCACUGCCCCUUUCUAAAACAUACAACAAUUCAUGUAAUGUAAUGUUUGUGGAGUUUCAAUUGUGUUGUGUAGUAAGGUUACAAAUUCACCCUAUCUAAAUGGUUGUGCCCAAAUUUUUAUAUGGGACCAACCAACUAAAUCGAUGCUACUUGACAAUUUGUUAGGUAAA